AUGGCGUCAAGAUUCGGAUUGAGUGGAUUUCCGUUGAGUGAGUGGAAUCUUAACCCGUCGGGCUUUUCUUUGAUUGUGCGUAUUGCGUCGUGCAUUUGUGCUAGAUUUAUUCUUUCGGACGAUGGAGGAUAUUUUCCGGAACAAGAAGAAGGAAGUUUAGACUCUAGAUUCCAACUUCCAAGGAAUGAAAAUGUUUCAGUAGGCUUAGAAGAUAAAAAGCAGGUACUGGAAAGUUAUCAUUUGUAA
Messenger RNA from Botrytis fragariae, 246 nucleotides. RefSeq lists its product as uncharacterized. The transcript is spliced from 2 exons. The record is from RefSeq and is a predicted model, not a curated record. Lineage: Eukaryota; Fungi; Ascomycota; Leotiomycetes; Helotiales; Sclerotiniaceae. The coding region runs from base 1 to 246 and encodes 81 amino acids.